Messenger RNA from Gambusia affinis (western mosquitofish), 1906 nucleotides. RefSeq names its product LIM homeobox transcription factor 1-beta-like. NCBI's taxonomy places the organism in Eukaryota, Metazoa, Chordata, Actinopteri, Cyprinodontiformes, Poeciliidae. The record is from RefSeq and is a predicted model, not a curated record. Gene Ontology annotation, molecular function: RNA polymerase II transcription regulatory region sequence-specific DNA binding; DNA-binding transcription factor activity, RNA polymerase II-specific. The transcript is spliced from 9 exons. Gene Ontology annotation, cellular component: nucleus. Bases 127 to 1338 code for a protein of 403 amino acids. Gene Ontology annotation, biological process: neuron differentiation; regulation of transcription by RNA polymerase II.
CAGAACAGGCUGAGGUGCUGUCUCACGGCCAUCACUCCGAAUCUUUUGGAUUUCCUUCGUCCUUCUUGACUUGGAGAGGUUUCAGGAACAUUAGGAGGUCCUGGACAGACCCCGAUCUCACCGUUUAUGGAAGCUGCAACAAGUGCGUCGCGUGCAGUGAGGUGCGAGGUGGUCAGCAAAGCCCUCUUUUCUGCGGAUGGGAACAUGCUGAUCGAUGUUAAAAAAGAAGAUCGACGACUACACAUUGAUGCCAGCCCUCUGCGCUGUUUGAUUGGGUGUGACUCUCCUCCUCAGGCCGUGUGUGAGGGCUGCUCGCGCAUCAUCUCUGACCGCUUCCUGAUGCGAGUCAACGGCGCGUAUUGGCACCAGGACUGCCUGCAGUGUGCAGCGUGCCAGCAGCCGCUCAUUGCCACCUGCUACUUCCGGGACAGCAAACUGUUCUGCAGGAGAGACUACCAGAGAUUAUUUUCCACCAAGUGCAGUGGCUGUCUGGAGAAAAUCGGUCCAACAGAGUUUGUAAUGCGAGCUGUGCAGAGUGUUUACCACCUCAGCUGCUUCUGCUGCAGUGUCUGUGAGCGCCGACUGAGCAAAGGAGACGAGUUUGUGCUUAAGGCUGGUCAACAGCUGCUGUGUAAGGCCGACUAUGUGAAAGAAAGAGACCUGCUGAGGACCAUGAGCCCAGAGAGUUCAGAUUCAGAAAAGAGUGAGGAUGAGACUUCAGAUGUAAAGCCAGAAAAAAUCAUUACAGCAGAGAAAAGGAAUGAUGACAGCAAAGAUCCUCUGCGUCCUAAACGACCGCGCACCAUUCUCACCACACAGCAGAGACGUGCCUUUAAGGCAUCAUUUGAGGUUUCCUCCAAGCCCUGCAGAAAGGUCAGAGAAACCCUGGCAGCAGAGACCGGGCUGAGUGUUCGUGUGGUCCAGGUGUGGUUCCAAAACCAAAGGGCAAAGAUGAAGAAGUUAGCACGCAGACAGCAGCAACAGCAGGAGCAGCACAGCAGUCAAAGACUGGGCCCAGAAGUAAUAUCUGGCUGUAUGGAUGGUCUGCUCAGCACCUUCUCAGGGUCUCUGCCUCCAACCCGGCCCCAGUUGGUGACCAUAGAGCAUUGUGGGUACAACAUAGACUGUCUCCAGCAGGGCCUCACUCCACCUCAAAUGCCCGGUGACCACAUGAAUCCCUACGGUAUGGAUUCCAUUUUCCAUGACGACAGUGACACCUCUAUGACAAGUUUAAGUGAGGCCUUUAUUGCCUUUCCAGGUGGAGGAUUCCUACAGGCACAAACAGGAAACCCAAUAGACAGCCUUUACUCCAUGCACAGCUCCUACUUUGCUUCCUGAGACCUGCCCAUCAUUGUCUCAUGCUGCUGAAUAAAUAUUUUUCAAAACUAUUCACAAAUGGACAAAGUUAAAGAUCAAAUUGAUUGAUUGUAUUUGAUUUGGGUUAUUUAAUGCAGAAAAAAAACUACUUUCAAAAAUGUUAAAACUUCUGUCAGUCAGCAUGUGUAAAGAGAUCCCAGAUCUAUCAGAGAUUGUUUUAUUCUAGGGACAUUUCAUAUAAGAAGGUAACUAUUAGUAAAUAUAAUUCUACUGACAUGAUUUUUGCGAACCAUUAAGUCUAUCUGUAUCUGUUCUUGUAUGUAUGUGUGAAAUGUAAUUUACACCUUAAAGAACAUCCAGAAUUGCCCUUUAAAAUGGACAACUAUUUAUCUCUCACCAGCAUCCAUGUGUCAUUUAAAUGGGCAUCAAAUGUAAAUAUCUAUUUUUUAAAUUAAGAAGUUUUGUUGUACACCAGAAGCCCGAAACUCCUUUUACUCCUAUAAGUAUUUAUAUAUACAGUUGUAUUGUCUGAGAAAACUGUUGUUGCAUUACUAUUUAUUUUCUAAUUUUAAGACAAUAAUGUGUUUUA